This is a messenger RNA of Necator americanus (New World hookworm), 201 nucleotides long. RefSeq lists its product as uncharacterized. Bases 1 to 201 code for a protein of 66 amino acids. The transcript has a single exon. The record is from RefSeq and is a predicted model, not a curated record. NCBI's taxonomy places the organism in Eukaryota, Metazoa, Nematoda, Chromadorea, Rhabditida, Ancylostomatidae.
AUGAAGGAUGUGUUGGCGGUAGGAAGGUUGCAAGCGGGAUCUACGAGCAGUCGAGAGAGGACUGGUGAUGUCGUCGUAACCGGUCCACCAUUCAACCGCCAGCAACCACCAACGAAGACUGACCUGUACCCGACUGGAUGGAAUCGCGCAACGCUCACGCUAAUCAAGCGUCUUGCAUUGUUUCCGGAUUGUCACUAUUGA